Molecule: messenger RNA, 564 nt
Organism: Sabethes cyaneus
Lineage: Eukaryota; Metazoa; Arthropoda; Insecta; Diptera; Culicidae
Product: protein couch potato-like
Exons: 2
Coding region: 1-564 (187 amino acids)
Source: RefSeq, a predicted model, not a curated record
AUGGCGGAAGGGACUCUGCCAUCUCCAUCACCAUCGUCACCUUCAGCAGCAUCGUCAGCAACAGGGCCGUCCUCGGCGGCAGCAGCCGCAGCCGCAGCAGCAGCAGCCGCGACAGCAGCACUGCUAGACACACUUUUACUGGAGAACAAUAAUAGCGUCGGCGGCGGCGGUGGCAACGGGGGCAUCAACAGCAGCUGCAGCAGCAGCAGCAUAGCCAUCAACAACAAUAGCAAAUUGUGUGGAAUGCUCGGGAUCAGCAUGCCCUGUGAGGUGGCAGGACAUGAUUUCAGCAGCACGAGCAGCAGCAGCAGCAACGUCCGAAAAGAACUAGAAUACGCCCACUCGAUUGCAUCCCAUUACUCGGCCGCGGGGCUGGUCGUGGAAAAGGGCGACCUGAGGGAGCAUCGCGCAACGAGCUUCAAGAUUGAGUCGAAGCAAGCCUUGAAUGCAGCGCACAUCGUCACGGCGGCUGCAGCGGCAGCGGCGGCGACGGCGACGCCGGCAGUCGUCCUGUCAAUUUCCGUCGUGCCGUCGUCGUACGAAUCGUCGGACGGAUCUAGUUAG